GGCGUGCAGACGACACUAGCCGGUGUCUUGCCGGUUUGUUGUUUUUUCGCAUUUUGUAGUGGUUUAGAAUGAACACUGAGGCUGUUCCAAAGCACAAACAAGCAGCCAGAAAGAUAUAGACGGUUUGGAUCUCAAUUGAUGAGCAAUGGCGCUGACAAGAAGGUAGCAGAGGACAAAACCAACAUGGGGAACCUCCACUCCUACCUUCAUUCAUUCACUCAUUCCAAUAUCCCCAUUCUCACCACACUCUACUUCGUACAAGGCCUUCCAUAUGGCAUCCAGGCCCGCUUUCUACCGAUCUACCUACGCGCGAAGAACGUCUCCCUCACCAACCUCGGUUUCAUCAAGCUUCUCCUGUUGCCAUGGCUACUGAAGAUCGUUUGGGCGCCACUCCUCGAUCGGUACAGCAGCAAACAAACAUGGUUGCUCAUCAGCAUGGCGGGACUGAUGCUUGCGAGUCUCGCCGGAGCUGCGAUCGACGAGGAACACUUCCUGAGUCUGUGCGUUGUCGUGUUCUUCAUGAACUUUUUCGCCUCCACGCAAGACAUCGCGGUGGACGGAAUUGCGGUGGCGAUACUGAGUGCAGACGAGCUUGGGAAGGGGAACACAGCACAGGUCGUCGGUUACAAGCUCGGGUCGAUCGUUGGUGGGGGUGGACUGGUGUGGCUGAGUGACUACGUAGCCUGGCAUCACUUGUUUCUUUUCUUAAGUGUCACCUACCUUAGCACGAUAGUGUUGGUGUGCCAACUAUCACAACUUCAGAAUACUUACCUCAGGAACUAUCAGUCUAAGUCUAACAGGGACUGUAAAGAUAUUGAGACGAAAACAGGAAACAAAUGUGAAUCAAACAUGAAUGGAUACAUCCCUACAAGUCACACAAAGGACCUGAAAGAAAUGUGCAACAAGGAAACAGAAGGAGCUGAUUAUCACAGACCUGUUGACAGUACAGAUGGAGAGAAGAAAAGAACAGGAAGAGAAGAUGACUGGUGGAUGUUGCAGGUGUUGAGGAGCCCUGGGACAGGAUGGAUGAUUGUGUACUGUUUGCUGUACAAGUUAGGUGAACAAGGUGCCAACGGGAUGUUCCCCCUGUACCUGGUGGACCAAGGUAUUCCCAAGGGAGCGGUGGGGAUGUGGACAGGGGUGGUGGGACAGGGACUGUCCAUUGUUGGGUCACUCCUGGGGGGAUGGCUGCUCACUGGACACUCCAACAGAACGCCCCUUGACCUUCUUCACUUGACCUUCACGUUACGCCUGUUACCCAUAAUCCUGCAGAUGGUGGUUAUCUGGGAGGGGAACACGGGGGAGUUGUUGUAUUCAUAUGGUUUUGCGGUGGCUUCCAUGUGCCUGCUACAACUGGUGGGCGGGGUCAUCACCACGGCAACGUUCACAACCAUGAUGCACUGCUCCAGACAAGCUCCCUCUAGCAUCCUGGGCAGUCACUACACCUCUCUCGCCACCUUCGAAGUUAUGGGGAAACUUUUGUUUAUGACAGUCGCGGGAAGUCUUACUGAUUUCUUCGGCUACUUUAAUAUGUACGUCUUCUUCGCAUUCCUGAGUGUUGGUGUGAUGCCUCUGCUAAAAUACUGUCCUAUUAACUUUCACAAAAAUGAGUAAGCUAAUACAAAAAUGAGUAAGCUAAUAGGUUAAUGGCCUGUUAGUCAAUAGGUUACUGAGUCAAGUGACACCUACAUGUGCUAUGGAGCUGUAACAUUAUUGAAUUGAAAGAUAUAUUUGUGCUAUUCUAUUUAUUUUGUAACGUUACAGUUAAUGUUACAACUGUUAAGGACCAGAACAGAACAACCUAGCCAUUAUACUGUUUACAAGUAGUAAUUCCGAAUGUGUAUGAAAAUGUACAAAGUUUUAUCUUAUUUGUUUAAAGUGAGGAAGCUACUGUAGUAUCUCUAUUACUCUUAUUUUCAUGGAGCUUUAUUUACUUUAUUAUGAUUAUACAUAUUAGUAUAUUAUUUAUCUUUCAGGUAGUCAUUCCUGGGUUGAACUAUAUUAUGAAGUGUGGGAAAUAAUUGUACCAUACAUUUAGAUGUCUCACUCUUCAGUUAUUUUUGAGUAACGUUAACCCUAUUCCAGUAAAACUUUUUCUCAAAAAGAUCAUUGCCUAAAAAAUUGACACUCUAAAACUUCAGAAGAAUUUGAAGGAAAAACAUGAUUAUAAUUUUACUCAUUUUGCUUUGUGGUUUAGGAAUUUUCUAAACAUUUUCUGGCUCUGUACUCAUGUGUCUUUCUGAAAUAAAAUAAAAGAUCAACCAUUACAA
This is a messenger RNA of Branchiostoma floridae (Florida lancelet), 2270 nucleotides long. Its product is annotated as major facilitator superfamily domain-containing protein 3-like. Gene Ontology annotation, molecular function: transmembrane transporter activity. Gene Ontology annotation, cellular component: membrane. The coding region runs from base 139 to 1614 and encodes 491 amino acids. Gene Ontology annotation, biological process: transmembrane transport. The transcript has 5 exons. The record is from RefSeq and is a predicted model, not a curated record. Lineage: Eukaryota; Metazoa; Chordata; Leptocardii; Amphioxiformes; Branchiostomatidae.